CUUCUCCAACACAAAGUAAACACAACAACAAACAAUUAACGGUCUUUGGCACAUCAGAACAAUGGCUUCCACAUCUUCUGCAUUCGCCUGUUUCGGCUCCUCCUCUGCUCAUUUCAUGGGCCACAAAGUUUCAAUCAAGGAACCCAGUUCCGUGCCGACAAGUGUCCAAUUCCGGCCACUCCGUGUCUCCGCCGCCUGCGCAUCGGCGGCUGAGAGACCGGUUUCCCACAUUGCUUCUCCAGCGUCACUGUACGAGGUCUUGGGGAUCCAGAUGGGCACCACUUGUCAGGAAAUCAAGGCUGCUUAUCGGAGACUGGCGCGAGUCCUGCAUCCCGACGCCUCAUCUAGCGGUCAAAAUAACGCCACCGCACACGAGUUCAUCAAAGUACAUGAAGCUUACGCCACGCUUUCUGAUCCCGAGAAACGUGCCGAUUAUGAUCGGACGUUGUUGUUCAGACCGAGACGAUCCUUUGCCGUGUCAGCGUCUGCCGCAUCUAUGGCCAGCCCCACGUCUUCUGGAUUUUCUGGUUACACGCGGGGAAGCUGGGAAACUGAUCAAUGUUGGUGACACUUUGGACAAAUCACGAAGUUCAGGACUGGAUUUUUCAGUUGUGUAGAUUUCAGAGUGAUGAAUGGAAACUUCGCCCCCUGAUUUUUAUUGUUUUGGGCCUUCUGGUUUUUGGGGAAAACUGAUAACUGCUAAUACCCCGUCUGUAAAUAGAAAAAGAUUUGACCUAAAACAGGCAGCUUUUUUAUAGUCUGAGUGUAUAAAGUUUGGAUUUUCUUAUAUCAUUCAUGGAUUCAGUGUUCUGUUUCUUUA
This is a messenger RNA of Theobroma cacao (cacao), 820 nucleotides long. Lineage: Eukaryota; Viridiplantae; Streptophyta; Magnoliopsida; Malvales; Malvaceae. The record is from RefSeq and is a predicted model, not a curated record.